Molecule: messenger RNA, 549 nt
Organism: Arabis nemorensis
Lineage: Eukaryota; Viridiplantae; Streptophyta; Magnoliopsida; Brassicales; Brassicaceae
Source: the annotation of a GenBank genome assembly
AUGGCGAGGAAGAGGCUAAAGCUAGCUUACAUCGCCAAUGAUCCAUUGAGGAAAGCAACAUUCCACAAUAGGAAGAAAGGACUCGUGAAAAAGAUCAAUGAGCUCUCCAUUCUAUGCGGUAUCGAAGCAUGUGCGGUUAUCUACAAUCCUUUCAGCUCAAACCCGCCGGAUGUGUGGCCAUCACAUGCAGGAGUGAGGGACGUAGUGGACAAGUUCGAGAUGGUUUCAGAGAUGGAGCAAGAGAAGAAAAUGGUGAACCAUGAAGGUUUUCUAAUACAAAGCAUUGUAAAAGCCAAAGAGAAGAACAAUAAAAAGAUGGCAGAAAAUGCUGAGAGGACGAUGAAGGAGGCCAUGUUCCAGCUUCUUGGCGGGAAGGGAUAUAUGCUUAAGCUGACAGGUACGAAUCGUGAUGAUUUGUGUAAGUAUAUUGAUCAAUAUCUUAAGGAGCUUAUUCACCAUAGGAACCAUAUGCUAAGUCAGUCACAUCUUGAAUAUGGAGAAUCUUCUUCAACUGCUAUGGUCAUGGAACCAAGAGCUAGCUAUGACUGA